AUGCUGGUGGCCGGCUUCCUGCUGGCGCUGCCGCCCGGGGCCGCGGGCGCCCUGAGGGCGGGCAGGCGCCCGGCGCGGCCGCGGGGCUGCGCGGACCGGCCCGAGGAGCUCCUGGAGCAGCUGUACGGGCGGCUGGCGGCCGGCGUGCUCGGCGCCUUCCACCACACGCUGCAGCUGGGGCCGCGCGAGCAGGCGCGCAACGCGAGCUGCCCGGCAGGGGGCAGGCCCGCCGACCGCCGCUUCCGGCCGCCCACCAACCUGCGCAGCGUGUCGCCCUGGGCCUACAGGAUCUCCUACGACCCCGCCCGGUACCCCAAGUACCUGCCCGAGGCCUACUGCCUGUGCCGCGGCUGCCUCACCGGGCUGUUCGGCGAGGAGGACUUCCGCUUCCGGAGCGCGCCGGUGUACGUGCCCGCCGUCGUGCUGCGCCGCACGGCCGCGUGCGCCGGGGGCCGCGCCGUCUACGCCGAGGACUACGUCACCGUGCCGGUGGGCUGCACCUGCGUGCCCGAGCCCGAGAAGGACGCGGACAGCAUCAACUCCAGCAUGGACAAGCAGGCCGCCAAGCUCCUGCUCGGCCCCAACGACGAGCCGGCCCGGCCCUGAGCCCGCCCGGCCCGAAGGGCGCCCGCGGGGUCGCACCGCGCUGGAGGCCCGGCUUUCCCCCUGGGGUCGUUGGGGACCGCCGACGGGGCGCGUCCCUGGCUUGCUUUUUAGGCUAACGUGGGUGGAGGCGUUGCCAGCUGGUGGGAAGUGACGGGCGCGGCCCGCGCGGCCCCGGAACAGUCCUCCGCGCUCCCGGCCGCAGACCCGGCUGUGCGGCCCCCACGACGGCGCGCUCUGGGAGGGAGACACAGACGUGUGUGCUUUUUAACGAAAUUUUUUUUUUUUAAGUAGAGCAACUAUAGCUACCUUUUAAGUCAACUGUUUUGAAUAGGGGCAGAAACUAUUUUUAUAUUAGCAAUUUAGAGCAACUAUAUUAAAACUUUUUACUUGCCAUAUAAACAUUUUAUAAGCAUUCAGCUUUCACUUCCUGUGGUAGAAAUUUUUAGAAGCAUCAUUGGAAUCCUCGAUAAACUCUUUUUAGCUGGCACUGUGGCCUGGGUCUGUGAAUUCAGCCUCUCACCGUGGCUGAUGACACCGAAAUGGGCACAUGUGAAUGGCACUUACGAUUAUUUCCACUGCAGGUCUUCACAGGCUACCAGGGGAACAAAAGGGCUGCACAGGCAGCUCAUAUGAUCCCAGGAUGGACUAAGAAUUCCAGAAAUCUCAAACUUGGUUUUAGUUAUCAGUAUAUAAAUGGUCUCAAUCUUACAUAAUCUAAAUUUUUGGUUUUUUCACUUUUUGAAGGUCACUGGGGCCAAUUUGUGAAUAAGGUGGUAAGAUAAAUAAGAGGUGGAAUGUGACUUCUUUGCCAAUUCUUGGGAACAACCCAAGUAAUGGCUUGGUUCUAAGGGCUUUGGGAUCAGGCCAAAUAUGAGGAAAAAAUGGGCCAAUUUGGAAUUUCCAGAGAUCAAUACUGCUGCUGCUGCUUUUUCUAUGAACUGCAACAUGAGCUAAGUCCUUACUCUUUUCUUUAGGUUGAAAGUCUGUCCCUAAACACAAUUAUUUGUAAAAUUACUAGAAGUUCUUUUUAAAUCAUUAAACAAUUACAGGUGAAAGAUGUGCUGGUUGUGUGCAUUUCUCUGUGAAUUCUGCUUAGAAAUGGGCUGGGCUGAUUUUUAGAGGAAAUACGUUGUUAAGUAAAGCCUUCACUUUAACAUCUUAUGGUUGAGGUUCAAGUUCAUCAAAAUUUGAUUUGGUCCUAAGAAAGAUCAACUAGUCAUGACAAUCUCUUUGAUCUUUUGUGAUACCCUCAACCAAGACCAAGAAGUGUCCUUUAUUUAUAAGUAUUUCACACCUAAGCUUUGUCUACCACAGAAAGAAGAGUUGCCUUCCCUCCCUUACCACUAUCAGCUUUAGUUUGAUCCAGACAGAAGGGUCACUCAGAGAACUUUCAGCUCCUACUAAACACUGAUAGAAACUGUGUAUGAAAAACAUCACUGGGUAAAAUUCACAUUGUCCAAAUAAAAAAUUCAAAAUGGAAAGCAAUAGCUCUGUAGACUUUGGGAAAUUUUACUUCCCCAUUCUACCUCUGGGGGGAAAAAUGGUACCUCUGGUGGUGGUAUGUCUAGAAUACAUUCCUGUCCAGAAAACAGAAGGUUUAAAGCAACAACAAAUACACAAAUUGAAAGGAAAAACUGCUUUUCAAGCCAGUGAUGUGGAUGUUGUUCCAGUCAUUUCUGCUGUUAUGUAACAGUUUCCAGGCCACUCCUCAAACAAAUAGUGCAAGCUCAGAGGAAGGUGCAUUCAGGAGAGCAAACUAUUUGCAUGUGGAAAAUGUCACGAUUUUAUUUAUUGUAUUAAUCAUUACUUUAUACUCAGCUUGUUAAAAGGUACCACAUUCUCAAUGAAGAAAUUAGCUUUCCAUUUUGUGAGCUAGAAAAACAGCCUUUAUUUGUGUUUUUUCUCUAACUGGCCUAUUCAUCCACUUAGCAAAUACCUAAUGGGCACCUCCCUGGUUCCAGUUACCGAGCUCUUGCAAGAAAACUGUUGACAACAUACAAUCUCUUUCUUCAGCUAAAACGAAUAGAAGGCAGAAGCUGUCAGAGCAGAAUCAGAGGUUUACGUGUGCCAGCUGCUCACACGCUGGGGCUGCCUUAAGAAUCUGCAUUCCUUUGUCUCAAUGAGCUGCAUUUUCCUCAUUUAUGAAACGAGGUCAUGAGGUUGGAAAAGCACCUGGCACAGUACCUGGCAUGCAGCAGGCAUUAAAACACAUCGCCCCAAUCAUUUAUAAGCUGCAUUUAAAAUAAAUAUCAAGCUAAGCAGUCUCCAUGUUAUGUUUAUUGCUUUAGCAGGCAUCUGUCACUUAGAAGUGACUUUUUUGUCUAAAAGUUUAAAAUGAAAUCUGUAGGCAGCCACAAUUAGAGAUGUGUUGAAAUUAGAGGUGGUGGCUAAGUCUGGAGAGGUGCUGUUUCAAUGAACAAGAUUUUAUUGAGCAGAAUUUUGUUCUCUUAUUAAAAUUAAACUUUUUAAAGGGGGGACUGGGGACGUGUUGGUAUCGUGUUUUAUCAAACAAACAGGGAAGGUUACACUCUGGAGAAACUAUGCUAGCCGAAGUUCUAUGGCACCUCCCUGCCCUGAGUCCCACUUGGCUGAGUUCUUCAUGCCGCAGUUAACACAGCCUGGGCUCACCCGCAUGGGCACCACUCAUUCCUAGGCUUUCCGGACGUGCAACCUUGUACAUUUCAGAGCUGCGUCCCCUCCUCCCAGAAAAGUGCAAGUUUCCAUCAAAUGAAUUCUAUCUUGAGGAUUGGGUGGCAACCCUUGGAAUAGAGGUGCUUUGCUGGUUACUGAGGAUCUUUUCCAACCAACUGACAGUAUUUCGAUUGUAUACUUGUUCUAUAAACAUGGACUCAUUUGGGAAUAGCCAUCCAAAAACAUUCUGCAAAUGCCAACAGUUCCACGUCCAGGUGCCAAUUACCCACACUUCUUGUUUUACUGCAUCUUUCAGAAGGGCAAAGGGGGCAGGGGCAUGGCCAUUUUCAGUAACUGGCUCCAGCUCUGAUCUUAGAAAAGUGAGGACUGAAUUCUGAUCUUUUUCUUUUGCUAAAAACUCCUUCCUAAGGAGGCCAGCUGAGUCAGGCUGGCAAAUGGUAAGGAGGCC
Molecule: messenger RNA, 3706 nt
Organism: Microcebus murinus (gray mouse lemur)
Lineage: Eukaryota; Metazoa; Chordata; Mammalia; Primates; Cheirogaleidae
Gene: IL17D
Product: interleukin 17D
Biological process (GO): inflammatory response
Cellular component (GO): extracellular region
Molecular function (GO): cytokine activity
Source: RefSeq, a predicted model, not a curated record